CGGUUACAAUUCCAAUCGGAUGAGUAAACACAAUACAAUUAUUAAUAGAGCUUCAGGAAAACAAAGAUCAACAUUUUUUACACAGUUUUGUCAAAUUAAUGUAAUAUUUUUUUCAAUUUUAAAACCAAUAUUACUGUAAAAUUUUGGUUUGAGAUAAGUGUAAAAUUUAAAAAACAGCUAUAAGGAAUUAUUUUUAUUAAAUUAUAAUGCAGAGUUUAAUUUUAAUUUUUGCAAUAACUAUUUCUUUGGGAAUAUGUGAAAGAAAGUUAAAUGUUGAAUAUAAUCCAGGUUGUCCUUUAUCAUACCCAGAAAAUUGUUCACAAUUAUUGAAACUUGCCUAUGUCCGAGCUGAUGGUGCUAAUGACACAAUUCAUUUUAUAUUUGGUUUUACAUAUAAACCAUCAUUGAUUAUUUCUAAGACUAAUAAAAAUUCUGAAAUUAAAAUUAAUUAUGACGAGUUGAAAUCUAACACAGCAAAUACAAUUUUAUUUUCAGAAGUUCCUUUAUAUACUUUUGCUACGGUUUUUAAUAAUUUGUAUGAGUAUGUAGAUGUAAAUGAUACAGCACGCCUUGAAAAUGGAUCAAAUUUUCUUACCAUGGAUUUUAGAAAAUUUCAAAAUUGGACUGUUAAUCUAAUGGAAAAUGAUAAUAAUGAGACUGUGCAUGUUAAAAUAUCAUCUAAUUUAUAUCGUGAUGUUGGUAUAACCAAGCGUGGAAAUGUUUCAAUUACAUUAAAAGUUUAUGCAAAAGAAGAUAAAGGACUAAUGUUUCCUCAUUUAAUACAUACACCUGAAUCUAGUGAAUUAACACUUACUCUUGAUCACUUAACAUUAAAUAAUCCUAAAUCACGUUAUGCAGUAGAACUACUUACUCUUAGUUCAUACCCCUACAAUGCAACUGAAAAAAUGACCCUUAAGACUUUCAAUGAUGACAGCAGUUCUGGUGGUGUGUUUUCGAGUUAUUUAAUUGAUGCUAAAGGAGAAGAUUUGGAAGGAGGUGGUUAUUUGACUUGGAAACCAGUGGUUUUUAAAGCUUAUGAUACACAUGCAUUUAAUUCAUCAUCUACUACACAAUAUAGUAUUGAAGAUCAUUCAAAUCAAACUGAUUGGAUCAAGUCAACAUUGUUUAAUUUAUUUGGUAAUCAAUUGUUUGAACAACAAUUUAUGAUGAAAGCUUUAAAUAUUUCAUUUGGAGAACCUAAUGAUGGAUUUUAUUCCAAGUCAAAUUAUCUUUAUUGGACAUUUUUGGCAGGAGUUGGUGCACCACCUAAUGGAGGGUUGGGUUUUUUUGAAGUUUCAAUUAUAGCUAGUCUUCUAUUACUGUUGACUAUUACCAUGAUCUUGGUAUUUUGUGUAUUCACUCGUUGGAUAUCUAGUAAACGGCAAUUAAUAAUUUAUGGGCAAUAAGUAUCCAUGACUGUCUUUAAAAAUUAUUAGUAAAUGUAUAAAGUUUCAUAUUAAUAUGUAUUAAUUUAGGUAUAAUUUUCUAAUUUAUUGUUUUGCUUCAUAAUAAUGAGCUAGUCCUAUAAAUUUAAGACAUUGUUGACAAAUAUGUGAUUUUUUUAUGGUACUAAAUCAUUCCUAACUAACAAUUCUAAAUUACUUGUGACAGGUGAUCAUUAUCAUAGUUUAUCCUUUAAAUGCCUUAAUAAUAAAAAAAAUUUAAGUUUUCCAUUAUUACACUUGUAAAAGUAACAAUUUCUUUUUUUUUUUAAUUUUUUAAUAUAUAAUUGCUUAUUGUUAGUAAUUUUAAAUUGUAUGAAAGAUAAAUAUUUGUUAAUAAUUUGACCCACAUAUAUAUUUAUUUAAUUAUUCUAAUAAUUAAUAACUAUUUAAUUUGCCUAAGUUUAUCAAAUUAUUAUAGUUAUUAAUGUGUUAAGAACUACACUGUCUCCUUAAUAGUGAUUUCCUAAUUUUUUGUUAGGUCAUACACCUUUGAUUAAA
Messenger RNA from Daktulosphaira vitifoliae (grape phylloxera), 1943 nucleotides. Its product is annotated as glycosylated lysosomal membrane protein B-like. The coding region runs from base 207 to 1406 and encodes 399 amino acids. The transcript is spliced from 6 exons. The record is from RefSeq and is a predicted model, not a curated record. NCBI's taxonomy places the organism in Eukaryota, Metazoa, Arthropoda, Insecta, Hemiptera, Phylloxeridae. Gene Ontology annotation, cellular component: lysosome.